Molecule: messenger RNA, 1299 nt
Organism: Rhizophagus irregularis DAOM 181602=DAOM 197198
Lineage: Eukaryota; Fungi; Glomeromycota; Glomeromycetes; Glomerales; Glomeraceae
Biological process (GO): signal transduction; protein phosphorylation
Cellular component (GO): cytoplasm
Molecular function (GO): protein kinase activity; ATP binding
Source: RefSeq, a predicted model, not a curated record
AGUUAACUAUCAUAAUCAAGACUGCAUACUAUUUCAAUUGUUCAAUUAACUUUAAUAUGGAUGAUAAAAUUUUGAAUAUAAUCUGUAUAAUUUUAAUACCAAUAACGAUAAUUUUUACAGGAUUUAUUGUCAUAAUCCAUAUAUUAACUUUAUCUUAUCUUAUAAUAAAAACAAUUAUACAAUAUUUUAUUAAUUUUAUUAAUAAAGAAGAAGAAGAAGAUAAUGGAUGUUGGAUUCCAUUCCAACAACUUAAACAAAUCGAGUUUAUUGCAAGUGGAGGUUUUGGCAGAGUCUUUAAAGCAUUAUUGGAUGAUGAUAGUUCAAGAUUAAUCUUUGAAAGUGAAACAAAAUCAAAAAUAUUUAAAAGUGGAAGAGAAGUUGCCAUUAAAUAUAUUACUUGUUCAAAUUUAUCCGAAUUUCAUGCGCAUAAAUUAUGUAUAAAGUCUAAAUCAGUUAUACCACUUAUCGGUAUAAGCAGAGAUAUAGAAACGGGAGAAUUUUUAUUAGUAAUGAAAUACGCACAUAAAGGAAAUUUAAGUCAAUAUUUAAGUAAAAAUCCAAAACUUUCGUGGAAAGUAAAAUUCGGUUUAAUCUUAGAUAUUGCGACAGGCCUUACCGAUAUCCACAGAACUGGAUUAAUUCAUGCAGAUUUUCAUAGUGGCAAUAUAUUAAUUUCCGCGGGAGGAAAAGCCCUAAUAUCUGAUCUUGGUUUAUCGAAAAAAUUAAAUAGUUCAACUUAUCCUGAAAUUUAUGGGGUUAUUCCAUAUGUUGCACCAGAACUUUUUCGUCGUAAAACCGGUUACUCUCAAGCAGCUGACGUUUAUAGUUUUGGUAUCGUCUUGUGGGAAAUUUGCUCUGGUCUUAAACCAUACAAUGACCGUGCUUUUGAUAUGAUUCUUCGUUUAGAUAUUUGUUCAGGAAUAAGACCUGAAAUUCAUUCUGGAAUUCCAAAAUUUUUUGAAAUAUUAAUGAAAUCGUGUUGGGAUGAAGAUUAUUUAAAAAGACCAUCUAUGGAAAUUGUCCUUAAGUAUGUAAGGAAUUUGUACAUUAAUUUUGAUCAGGAAAUAUUAGAUUUUGAUAAUUCGAAUAACUCAAAUGAAAAUGAUAUCGUGAGAAAUUUGGAUAUUAAAAUUACAACAAAUAUGAACGAUCAUGAUAAUACAAACGAGAUCAAUUAUUAUACGCUUUGUCAUGAAUACAUAAUAUAAAUAAUUGAUUUUAAACUUUAGAGUUUAUUACAUAAUAAUAAAAGUGUAUUAUAAGUAUAAAACAAUAUUAACAUGGAAAAAAAAAAUCGAG